Molecule: messenger RNA, 981 nt
Organism: Nannospalax galili (Upper Galilee mountains blind mole rat)
Lineage: Eukaryota; Metazoa; Chordata; Mammalia; Rodentia; Spalacidae
Gene: Mrap
Product: melanocortin 2 receptor accessory protein
Exons: 3
Coding region: 128-688 (186 amino acids)
Biological process (GO): protein localization to plasma membrane; regulation of adenylate cyclase-activating G protein-coupled receptor signaling pathway
Cellular component (GO): endoplasmic reticulum; plasma membrane
Molecular function (GO): type 3 melanocortin receptor binding; type 1 melanocortin receptor binding; signaling receptor regulator activity
Source: RefSeq, a predicted model, not a curated record
CUUUGCUUGUUUUGGAGAUUUUUCUAGAAGAGGCAGGACCAGAAGCCCUGCCUUACAUGCUGAUCAUGUCAGGCACACCCACCCCUCUGACCUUUUUUCUAGCAGCUCUGGUAAGUGGGCUGGCCCCAUGUCUGGAUACUCACAGACAGGCUUGCUCUACUCUGAGAGAAAUCAGUUAAGCAACCUCCUCCCUGGGGCUCACAGCUCAGUUCCAGAUGUGAGUGGCUGGCAGAUGCUGCCUUCCAGUGCCACAGCCAUGGCCAACAGGACCAACGCCUCUGCCCCGUACUACAGCUAUGAAUAUUACCUGGACUACUUAGACCUCAUCCCAGUGGACGAGAAGAAGCUGAAAGCCAACAAGCAUUCCAUUGUCAUUGCCUUUUGGGUGAGCCUGGCUGCUUUUGUGAUGCUCCUCUUCCUCAUUCUGCUCUACAUGUCCUGGUCAGGCUCGCUUCAGGUGCGAAUCAGCCCCCAUCACCAAAUAUGCGCGUGGAGUCACAGCCUCAACUUCCCUUUCUGCCUCCGGAGGGGCUCCCAAGGGACAGCAGAGGUGUCCAGAAGCAGAGCUGGUACUGACCAGUGGGUACAGCAGGAGAGUCCCUCUGUCUCAUCUCCUGUGGUUUCCACUGCACCUCUGGCUCUCCACUGGGAACAAGUUCUGGAUGGGGGUCCCCAGGGCAUCAGCUGACCUCAGGCGGUGAGCAAGGAGAGAGAACUUCUCAAUUUAGUGGAACUGAUGUUGGCAAGUCAGUCAUGUCCAAGUGAAUUGGUGAAAUGAAACCCACCUGGACAUCCAUGUCUAUUUAAAGCUGUUCACAUGGAGUAAGAAAGUGACCAGGUCAAAAACAACUCUACAAGGGGGAAUCUCACACAUGUUCAUAGUCCCUCCAGCAGAGAAGCUGUCUCAGACAGCGUUGAUCCCCUUUAGCAUGCCUAACCUGCUAAUGCUUGUUUUGGGAUGAGUUGGAAAAUAAAGUAUGA